CGAGUUUGAACUUUAUUUCCACUGUUAGUUUAGGUUGGUGAGCGCCGGUCAAAGUCCCCUUGGCUCUGGCGGCUUCCCGGAGCGCGGCACCACCGGACCGGCUGCAAGAGAGCUCUUGCCUCGGGCACCUCACACAACCUACUCCGGGAGUCGGUGUUGGUCGGCGCCCACACACGCCGGCUCUUGACACGGUAACGGCUGACUGAACAUGCAAUACUACGUGGGGAUUGAUGUGGGGACUUCAAGUGUACGGGGAGCACUUGUAGACCAGAAUGGUAAAGUGGUGGUGCAGACAGAACAACCAAUCCAGAUCUGGGAGCCACAGCCAGAUUACUAUGAGCAGUCUUCUGCUGAUAUCUGGGCAGCGUGCUGUGCUGUUUCAAAGAAAAUCGUUCAGUCGGUUGAUCUGAGUCGUAUCCGAGGUAUUGGGUUUGAUGCCACCUGCUCGCUUGUUGUACUUGAUGAAAAAUUUGAACCCUUAGCCGUGAAUGCAGAAGGGGUGAACAACAGGAACAUUAUCAUGUGGAUGGAUCAUCGAGCAGUUGUUCAAGUAGACCGAAUAAAUCAAACAAAGCACUGUGUGCUACGCUAUGUGGGCGGAGUGAUGUCUCCAGAAAUGCAGCCACCUAAACUUCUUUGGCUAAAAGAAAAACUGCGAAGCAUUUGCUGGGAAAAAGCUGGUCAUUUCUUUGAUCUCCCUGAUUUUCUGUCUUGGAAAGCCACAGGUGCAACUACAAGAUCUCUUUGUACCUUGGUUUGUAAAUGGACUUACUCUGCACAAACAGGCUGGGAUGACGGCUUCUGGAAGCAGAUUGGACUUGAGGAUUUGACAGUCAACAAUCAUUCAAAAAUAGGGAAUCAUGUGUUGUCUCCUGGCAGCCGAGUGGGAAAUGGCUUGACAUCAGUUACCGCUCAAGAGUUGGGACUGCCCAAGGGAAUUGCUGUGGCAGCAUCUUUGAUCGACGCCCAUGCUGGAGGUUUAGGUGUGAUUGGGGCAGAUGCAAGAGGUUCCAAAUUGCCUUGUGAGAACAUGCCAAUUACUACAAGGCUUGCUCUCAUCUGUGGAACAUCCUCCUGUCAUAUGGGGAUUAGUAAAAGUCCAAUAUUUGUGCCUGGUGUUUGGGGCCCUUAUUUCUCUGCUAUGGUACCUGAUUUAUGGUUAAAUGAAGGUGGACAAAGUGCUACUGGAAAACUGAUGGACCAUGUUGUUAAAAGUCAUGCUGCAUUCCCAGAGCUGGAGUCCAAUGCGAAGGCGAGUGGGAAAAAUGUCUACAUGUACUUAAACUGUCACCUGGAGUCCAUUAAAAAGUGUUCUGCUGUGGGCAUGCUAACAGUUGAUUUACAUGUUUGGCCUGAUUUCCAUGGCAACAGAUCUCCCUUAGCAGAUCCUACACUAAAGGGCAUGGUAACUGGAUUAGCACUGACUAACAGUCUUGAUGAUCUUGCUAAGCUUUACUUAGCUACAGUUCAAGCAAUUGCACUGGGAACCCGUCACAUUUUGGAAACAAUGCAGAAUGCAGGACAUCAAAUCAAUACUCUCUUUAUGUGUGGUGGAUUGAGCAAGAAUCUCCUAUUUGUCCAAAUGCAUUCGGAUAUUUCAGGUAUGCCGAUUGUCCUUGCCGAGGAGGUGGAGUCAGUUUUAGUGGGUGCUGCGGUUUUGGGAGCGUAUGCCUCUGGUGACUUUAAAUCUAUACAGGAAGCUAUGGAAAAAAUGGGAAAAAUUGGAAAAAUAAUUCAUCCAGAUCUUGCACAAAAGAGGUAUUAUGACAACAAAUACAAAGUCUUCCUGAAACUUGCUGACCACCAGAAGGAGUACAGAGCUAUAAUGCAAAACAUCUGAUAGCUACAGCAUAGUGGAGGAAAUGGCCAGAGUUCAUUCGAUAUAUUUUACUACUUUCCAUGUGAAGUUACUGUUAGUAGAUCACAACCUUCGGGUUUUUUUAAAAUGAAAAACAUGCUGUGUAAAACAUGAACUUAAAUUUUGGAUUCAGUUGGAAUAAAUGUUACAUUGUGUAUUCUCAAUAAAAAAAAUUUUAAAUAUGUAAA
Molecule: messenger RNA, 2046 nt
Organism: Amblyraja radiata (thorny skate)
Lineage: Eukaryota; Metazoa; Chordata; Chondrichthyes; Rajiformes; Rajidae
Gene: fggy
Product: FGGY carbohydrate kinase domain containing
Exons: 16
Coding region: 209-1840 (543 amino acids)
Biological process (GO): carbohydrate phosphorylation; pentose metabolic process
Cellular component (GO): cytoplasm
Molecular function (GO): D-ribulokinase activity
Source: RefSeq, a predicted model, not a curated record